ACCAGCCGGACUUGGGCUCGAGCCUCCUGCCCUGCCCCUUGCGCCGGCGGCCGCUUGCCCCCAGGGGCCCGGCCCAGAGGAUGGCGCAGGCGGACGGGAGCGGCGCCCGGCUCGGCCGGAGCUGGCCGGCGGCGGCUCUGCUGGGUUUCCAUCUCUUCUCCAUGGCUGUCACCUUGGAGGUCUCAGUGGGGAAAAACAACCUUGUGAUGGCUCUGAACGGCUCAGAAGUGCAGCUGCCCUGCAUCUUCACCACCUGCAUGGGCUUCAAGGACCUUGACUUCACUUGGUAUUACAACAGCACUGAACUGAUAUAUCACGGGAAUAUAAAGAACAAAGCAUCCGAGCCGACGAUGCUGUACGCAGACCCUCGGGUUCGGUUAAUUGGCACAACCACUGGGAAGGAAAACAACAUCUCCAUCUCCAUGUUUGUGGACUUUGAGGACGCUGGGAAGUACACCUGCCAUGUCAAGAACCCAAAGGAAAUGCAUGCUGAACACAAUGCCACCAUCAUCCUCAAGGUGGUCCAGGAGAUGGUACCAGUGGACAACACGCUGACGCGCAUCAUCGUGGGAACCGUGGGCGGGCUUGUUGGCCUCCUCAUCCUCAUCUUUGUCAUCAAGAAAAUCGUCCUGCUCAUCCUCAAAAAGUCUCAGGACAAGAAGAAGGAGUGCCUCGUGAGCUCCUCUGGGGUCGACAACACUGAGAAUGGUCUGGCGGGCUCCAAGGCGGAACAGAAAGCUCCACCAAAGGCAUGAAGCAAACUCAGUCUGACCCACGAGGCAGCAAAACUCUAAUGGCGGGGGGAGGGGAAAUCUAUUGUAUUUUGAAACUAACCAUCCUUGAGCCAUCUCUGUAUUACGCACAGGCCUGCUCCUCAGCCCAGACUUGGAAUGCUGUGUGGCCUGGGAGCAGGCCAGCUCCAUCCUCUCUGGGAGGAGGGGGGCACUCCCUGCGAUGGAGCUUGAGCUGGGGUGGGUGCGUGCGUGAGAGCGGCUGGGUUGUCACACAAAGGCGACGUGAGGGCGCUGAGCAGACACGGUGCCUUGCGAAGCUGAGAGGGUGGCGGGGGGGGGGGUUGCCUGCCUGGCUCCCGGGGGUGCUAACCGCUGGGAGGAGGCUGUGCAUCAGGCAGAGGGCAGCUCGUUCCUGGAGCAGAGCCCGCUGGAGCGCAAGGCUGCGUGGAACGCCAGCAGCAGAGAGAGAUGCCCCUGUCCCUGCCUGAGCAUGGGGCUGGCCAAGGAGGAAGGGGGCUCUGCUGCCAAGCACACUUCUGAACCAAAUGCCCAGUGCCACCUUUACCAAGCCUGGCUUUAGUCUCUUUCCCUAACUGGUUAAGGUGGCAGCGGGGGCUCCUGGGACGAGCUCUCCCUCCCCUGCCACUUCCAUUCCACCCCAGCAGGUGAGCUGCCCACUCGGUCAGUCUGGGCUUGUGCAGCUCGGUGGUAUCGUCACCAGCCGCGGUUGGUGCCAAGGAUGGAAUACGCUGCGGCCAGGGGUCGCUGUAGUCACGGGGGGCUGUGUCCGUUAGUUACAUACAGCAGCCAUUCACCUGCUACCCUGUGUGAUUGCUAUGGGCCUGGAUCUCUACUGCCCUGCCCCUGGUGUCCUCACUUGCACUAGUGCAAGGGGAGUGCAGAGCACUGCCAGUCCGACUUCCUUUGCACAUGGCAGCACAAGGUGCAGGGGUCCUGUGUCUGGCUGCCUGGCAAACCUGCCCUGUGAGCUCCGCGUGGAAAAGCUGGGUCAAUAGUAAAGUGUUGGGGGGAGUCGGGGGAAGGAUUCAUUCCUCUGCCUGCACUUUGUCACUAGCACUCGCCUGGCUCACGGUGAGGGCACUUGUUCUGCUCUGGGGUGUUCCCUGUCCUGCUGGCAGCAGUGCUGCUUGUGGGGGAAGGGCAGCUGGGACACUCGUGUCAUUCUUGUUCUCUCCCUUCUGGAGGGUCCUUGUGACUCUGCCAAGACACCGUGGCGACGGGCGCGCACCUGGAAGGAGGCAGCUGGGGUGACAAGCUUCAGGUUUCUGACUGUCCUCCUGGGACAGAGGAAAUAGUGACAAAGUGGGUCCGAGCCCACAAGCUGAGGGCAGUGGCUGCUUCUGUGUCCAGUGCUGGCUGUGCUUUUACUUUCAGAAAUCUUGACUCCCCUGCCCCCUGAGCAGCGUUCAGGGGAAAGGAGUCCAGAGCCCGCGUUGGGUCCUAGCUGGGCUCUGGAGCCUGGCACGGCGAUCCCCACCAGGCUGCAUUAGCAAUGUUCCCAAACAGCCAGGCCCACAUUCUGCCGUCUGGUAUGUGUGCCCAGACCCAGUGACGCCCGUGAGCUGCACGGGAGCAGCCCCUUGCUGUCCCAGAGUGACAGGGUGGUGGUGAGGAUAUUGUCACUCUUCCCGGUCUGGUACAACCCCCCCGGCACGGCCACUCCUUCUGGAGCACUGGAGCUUUCUGUGGAACGACCAGAGCAUCCUUUCUUCUUCCCAAUGCUGAUUGGCUGCUGCAGCCCCAUGCUCUCACUGGGUGUGCUGGUGCAGAACUGGUGCCACGCUUUGUGACAUCUGCCCCGGGAGGUUUUGUCUCCCACACGUGCUGGUGAGGUACCAAACACGUCCUCUCCCCGAGCCGUCUGUCACCCCAGUCCCAGCUGCACUGACAGUCCCUUUGGGGCUCAGCCAUCUCCCGGAGCUCUGCCCUAUGACGCUGGUCACGUCUCCACCAAACACAGCCUUGUCUCAUCCCAGGGAACACAGGGCUUUACCAAAGAGUUGCCGUGUUGCUUGGUAACACCCGCAGUGCUGGGAAUAUUUUUGUUUUAGCAGCGAGCGCCUUAUGGGCCUGGGUGCUGCCUGCCUGUCCCUGCAGUGCUGCAGAACCAAGCAGAGCUGCAGGUACUUUGCAUUGUUCAGCCCCACGGGGGUAGGGAGCACCAGAUUGUAAAGAACAGGUUUGCACAUCCCUGCCACGUCCAGGUGCUUUGUGCCAUAGGGAGCAGCAUGAAUGGAGCUGGGGAUUGUACGAAGCACCGUAUCUUCCGAAGGAGCCAAUCCAGGCGGACUGGGGAAUCCUUCCGGAAUUUGUUUAAAUAGCACCAGCCCCGCAGGGGAUUUUCCUGCCAGCGGAAGUUGGGGGGAUGUGCUGGGAAGUGCACCUCAUGGAACGGAACCAGGCGGGGGAACCCCGAGAGAAGCCAGCGUGGCUGCCGUGUCCUUGGAGAGGAGCUGGGGGCGCUGGUUGCCUGGGGGCUUUGGCUGCGAGAGGGCUGUGUAUUAACGAGGAACUCCAGCGAUGGGACUGGAGAGCCCGGGAGGCCAAUGCUAGGUGAGGACAGCCUUGAGCGAUGCAGGACGCCCACCGAAGUCUUUCUCUUGAUGUCGCUGGGCUUCGGGUCAGUGCCUCAGUGGCCAUGAUCAUGAGAGUUAGUGCUGCAGAAAAUGAAAACGUCCAAUCGCGGGGAGAGUGGCCAGAGGCUGGCUGGGGACGAGGCCGUGGCUCCAGACUGACGUGCUGGCGUGUGUAAACCCGGGCCGCGAGAUGAUUGCUGUAGGGCACUGGGCCUGGUUCUCCUGCUUUACGCUGGUUUCAGUGGAGUCACUCCUGAUGCCCAGGAAGUGAGUGAUGGGGUGUGAAAGGCCAGAGAACUGGUGCCCGUGACUGCUGGUGAAUGGGUCUGCCUCCCUUCUCACGUGUACACCUGCCUGCCCCACCAGGCGCUUCCUUCAGGGGAGAUUGGGAAAUGGGUGGGCGCGGUUCACACCGAAUGCUACAUUUCCUUUGUGUUGCAGACCUCUCAGCUGCCUGUCUCAUUUAUGUGGCUGUAAAUCAGGAGUAACGCCACGGGAGUCAGUGGAGUAAGCCCAGUGUAAACCUGGUGUACGUGGGAGAAGAACUGGGCCCAAAGUUCUGUCCCUGCUCCCGUUGCCCCAGUUGCGAGGGGCUGCUCAGGCAGCAGGACAGAGGCCGGGGAGAGGGGCUGCUGGAACGCAGCUUCAGACAGCAAAGCGAGUGGGGAAGGCGGCAGCUUGGGGAGUGAGAGCAGAUGAUGGAGCUACAUUUCUAGGCUGCAUGUUUAAACCCGGUGAGCUGUGGUGGUUGUCAGUGGCGCCUGUGAGUCGUGAGUUUCAGCCCCAUCCCCGACGGACUGAGGUCCGCAUCCAAGUCUGCACCAACUGCUUGAGUCUGUAGAGAGAACCAGGCAGCGGAGUUCCUAGCUCCGCCUUAGGGGCAGGGUGGAGCACGACACCGAGGCUAAGUUCACAUGCAGGAUUUCUGAGGGCGUUCAGCCAGGAACUACCCCAGGGUGGGGUGGGAUUGCCUGUUUUUAUGCUGUGGAAGUGCCGCAUGGCUCCUUGUGUUCUGCGCUGUGGACAUGCUUAGGCAUCUUCCCAGGCCGUGCCCCACAGCCACGAAAAGACGAGGUUGUCAAAGUUGCUGCCUCUGCCCAAUGGCAGAAGAGACCACCGUGAAAUGCAUCUGAACAAAGGUGUUGUGUAGGCCUGUGAGCAGGGCCCGUGCUCUGUGCUGCCUGCCUGCGCUCAUGCCAGGCGGAGCAGCCUGGAAUACACGCCUUGACUUCACUGGCUCACCCUGUCCUGUGUCCUGCUGUGGCUGAUGUACAUUCAGUUGCUCUCCCCACUGCAUGGCAUGUACCUGGCCGGUUUUCUAGGGAAAAGUUGCCGUAUUUUUUCCAUCAGUUCCGGUUUUAGUCUUUAAAGCUUGGCGCUUACAGUAACAGACAUGGAAGAAGCUGACCUACCCAAAGCUUUAAUUAGUUACGCAAAUCAUUUGUAUAAUGGAUUUAAAUGGGAAAAACGGCUCAUUCGGUUUCCCUUUCACUUAAGAAAGAAUGUGGAGCUCCAUUCGCUAUGCAGGGUAUGGUCUAGUCAUGGUUAGAGGACUUGGAUUCAGGACUCAGGUUCUGUUCCUGGUUCUGCUGCUGAUUCACUGUGUGACCUCAGGCAAGUCGCUUUGCUGCUCUGUGCCUCAGUUUCCCCAUCUGUAAAAUGGGGAUAAUAAUACUGACAUACCUCACAGGUGAGUACCAUUUGUAAAGUGCUUUGAAAUCCUUGGAUGACAAGUGCUAUAGACGGGCACAGUGUCAUUAGGCGAGAGCUACUUGGAAGGGUAGAAACUGAUCAGGUGAAACAUACAUGUUGUAUUUCACUGUCAAUGUGGAAAUCGGAUUUCUCUCUGGACACUUACACCUUCUGUUGGUACAGCUGGCGAGACCUGAGAGACCUUUUCAGUUCUGUUCUGUUUGUGACUUUGUCCACACUCUAGAGUCAGCCUGGCUGAUUCAUGGCUGAUCGAUGGCGCGUCCUGUCUCAUGCUCUAGCCUGAUGACAGGAAGCUGCCAUGCACACUGUUCCCCAGUCCUGCAAAGAGGCUCCUCUCAGUAACAGCAGCAGCAAUAUUGACACUGAAGAGAGAGCAGGCAGGUGUUCAGGGAGAGGUGCCAGGGACAUGACGGAGUCUGCCAGGGACAUUGCAGUGAUGGGUGGCCACACAAACCCUGAGACAGAACCAGGAGGGGGAGCAGAGACAGGCCUGAGAUAGUUGGGGUUGUUCUCUGACUUUAAACCCUUGAGUACAUGGGGAGCUAGAAAAUCCUUCUCCAUAUAAACGAAAGGGAUUAAAAACAGCCCCAGACAUGCUAUUCCCAGGUGCUGUAGCUGAAAAUGGAAAUUUAAAAAAUUCUCCAUCUAAAAUAAUUCUAGUUGACUGUGACCCUUUUAAUGUGAUUUGUUGUUUGAAUGUCACAGGCGAACUUCUUCAUUACUCGUGUGGGCUGUAUCUUUGCCUUUGUUCAUGAGGCUAAGGAACUAAACUCUGCUGUUCUCCCCUGUAGGAAUCCGAGCUGGGUCUUGGCUUUUCAGGAGCGGGGUGGGGGUGGGAGCGAGAACAGCUUUCCGGCUUUGUAAUGGAAUGGGAGCCCGUUCUGGAGGUAAGAACAUUGAACUGCAGGGGACUCUUUGGGAGUCGGUUUCUGACCCAGCCUGACCCAGCUAAUGAACAGGCUUGCCAAAGCAGUGCAGGGGGGUUACUGGAGAAGAGGGGGAUGUGGUGAACCUCAUCUGCAGACAGGAGUAUGAUGGCCAUUUGAAUCCGAGCGUGAUUGACACGGCGUCCCACCUGCCUGCUUGUAACUGUGCUCAAGUCUGCAAACACCUGCAGGAGCUGCUGGAAUAGAGGAACCCCAAGAAGCACCCUGUGCUGGUGCGUCUGUGGCUGUGCCUUUCAAGAGGGGAGUGAUUCGCGGCUGUGCUGCACCUGCCCUAGUUGCUUACACCAGGGCACAGACCUUCACAAGGUGCAGGGCAAAGGUGACGUGAUCUGGAAGGGUAGGCUUUGUGGCGGACAGGCUUGUCCACCGGUUAGAGUAGGCAGCUAGGACUCCUGGGUUCUGUUCCCAGCGCUGCUGCUGCUGCGUCUCUUUGGGUAAACAUGGGCAAAUCAUUUGAAUCUCUCUGUGCUUCAGUUUCCCCAUCUAUAAAAUGGGGCUGAUAACACUGACCUGUCUCAGGGGUUGUUUGUAAAGUGCUCUAAGAUCCUUGGAUGAAAGGUGCUGUAUAAAUGCAAAGUAUUAUUAAUGUAUCAUCAUCGCUCAUGACGUUUUAGACCAAAAGACAUAAAAUCUUCCAGUUGCCCCAUGAAAUCCCCAAUCCAGCCUUUGUGAAGAACUUCCAUAGACAAGUAAAGUUUGGGGAGGAAAAUAUUUUUUUUUAAGUAUUAUUUUUAGCUGUCAUAACCUGUUAGUCUUUUUUAGAAGUGGUAUCUGGACAUUGUUUCACUUACCACAUGAUAUGCAAUGCCGUUCUAUGCAUGGAUUAUUCCUCGGACUUGAGUAGAGAAAACAUAACAAUCAAUUUUUGAGAUACAUUUCUGUACCUGUAUGGAUUUAGAUAUGCUGUACAAUGAGCAUGCUUAGAAGGUUCCACUGGCUUGAAAAAUUCAACCAAUUCUUGAGCUAUUCCCUCUCUUUAAAAUGGGGUGUCCCACUAGAACCUUUCAAACAGAGGGGAUGUUAAGGAUGAGUGUAUACUGUAGACACACACAUGUAUAUGUGUAUAUAAAUACAUAUAGUAUAUAGUUGUAAAUAAACUCAGAAUGUAGAGGAACAUUCUGUCUGUUGCCUUUAAAACACAUUUUGCACUAUAGAAUUUUAUUUAGCUUUGCCUUGAAUGAAAUAAAAGUUUGUUUAAUA
Molecule: messenger RNA, 7191 nt
Organism: Mauremys mutica (yellowpond turtle)
Lineage: Eukaryota; Metazoa; Chordata; Testudines; Geoemydidae
Gene: SCN4B
Product: sodium voltage-gated channel beta subunit 4
Exons: 5
Coding region: 81-755 (224 amino acids)
Biological process (GO): cardiac muscle cell action potential involved in contraction; regulation of sodium ion transmembrane transporter activity; regulation of ventricular cardiac muscle cell membrane repolarization
Cellular component (GO): voltage-gated sodium channel complex; membrane
Molecular function (GO): sodium channel regulator activity; transmembrane transporter binding
Source: RefSeq, a predicted model, not a curated record